Balaenoptera ricei (Rice's whale) is the source of this 1854-nucleotide messenger RNA. RefSeq names its product hypoxia-inducible factor 1-alpha inhibitor-like. The record is from RefSeq and is a predicted model, not a curated record. Lineage: Eukaryota; Metazoa; Chordata; Mammalia; Artiodactyla; Balaenopteridae. Gene Ontology annotation, biological process: peptidyl-aspartic acid hydroxylation; negative regulation of Notch signaling pathway. Gene Ontology annotation, molecular function: [protein]-asparagine 3-dioxygenase activity; peptidyl-histidine dioxygenase activity; ankyrin repeat binding. The transcript is spliced from 6 exons. Gene Ontology annotation, cellular component: nucleus; cytoplasm.
AUGGGCUAUCUGAUGAGUUAUACUGAACAUGCUAUAAACCAGCUGGAAGAAUCAGUCCUCAGAGGGUGUGCGUUUCUCUCACAGGGUAUUCGUAAACAGAGCCGGUGUGUUAUAUUCAUCGGUGCACUCUCUUAUUUCCUGCCCUUGAGUUUUUCUACAGAGUAUACAAAUGGGCGAAGAUGGCAUGUAAAGGCUGAAUGGGUGGAGAUGCUCUGUUGUACUAAUGAUGUCUCCUCCCUCCAGUCUCUUCUUGGAGAAGCUGCCUAUGUUCCCUUCACAAAGUAUGCUUCUCUCAUCCCUGCCGAGCAGGCAGAGAAACAGGUAACUCAGACCUUUGGCCUACUCGAUUACUUGAUUGGAAUAGAACCAUCCAAUCCAUCCUCCACUUCUCCGCCCUGUUCUGUGCCUGAGAUGCUGACCGCCGCAGACAGCACCACCCGUGCAGCCUUGCUGGCUGGAUUCCAGUUGGCUUUGGCUAGUGAGCGUCAACGCGCAAAACGGGGUCAGGGUAGAGUGAAAUUAAUUUCUCAUGACCACUCUGGAGCUGAAGUUCAACUUCUGUCCACGUUGCACCUUUCAGAAUGGCUACUGAGGGCGGCGACUGCGGUGGAGGCUGCGGCCUCGGGCUCUGGAGAACCCCGGGAAGAGGCUGAGGCCCCCGGCCCCGCCUGGGAUGAGUCCCAACUACUCAGUUAUACCUUCCCGACCUGGCCCAUCCUGCAUCUCAGUCAGAGCAACCCCGGGGCCGAGGAGCUUAUUGAGAAUGAGGAGCCUGUGGUGAUGACAGACACAAAUCUUGUGUAUCCUGCCCUAAAAUGGGGCCUUGAAUAACUGCAAGAAAAUAUUGACAACAGAGACUUCUCUGUGUACAGUGCCAGCACCCACAAGUUCUUGCACUAUGAUGAGAAGAAGAUGGCUAAUUUCCAGAACUUUAAGCUGAGGUCCAAUAGGGAAGAAAUGAAAUUUCAUGAGUUUGUUGAGAAACUGCAGAAUAUACAGCAGUGAGGAGGUGAAGAGAGGUCGUAUCUGCAGCAAACACUCAACGACACUGUGAGCAGGAAGACUGUCAUGGACUUCUUGGGUUUUCACUGGAACUGGAUUAAUAAGCAACAGGGAAAGCGUGGCUGGGGGCAGCUGACCUCUAACCUGCUGCUUAGUGGCGUGGAAGGAAAUGUGACACCUGCUCACGAUGAUGAGCAACAGAACUUCUUUGCUCAGAUAAAAGACUACAAGCGAUGCAUUUUGUUCCCUCUGGAUCAGUUUGAGUGCCUCUACCCAUAUCCUGUUCAUCAUCCGUGUGACAGACAGAGCCAGGUGGACUUUGACAAUCCUGACUACAAGAGGUUCCCCAAUUUCCAGAACGUGGUUGGUUACGGAACAGUGGUUGGCCCUGGUGAUGUUCUUUACAUCUCAAUGUACUGGUGGCAUCACACAGAGUCAUUACUAAAUGGGGGCAUUACCAUCACUGUGUACUUCUGGUAUAAGGGGGCCCCCAUCCCUAAGAGAACUGAAUAUCCUCUCAAAGCCCAUCAGAAAGUGGCCAUAAUGAGAAACAUUGAGAAGAUGCUUGGAGAGGCCUUGGGGAACCCACAAGAGACUGUUCCCGGGACUGCCCUGGUGGCGCAGUGCGCAUCGGGCAGCAGCCUGGGGAAGCUGCCUCCUCCACUCAGUCUCCUCCAUCAGGAACUAUUUUCUUCUUUGAACACUGUCAGGACGCCCGCGGCAGGAGCUGGGGGCCUGGUCCAGGGAGAAGCCAGGAACUCGGAGUUUUCUCCUGAUUAUGCCGCAGAGCGCCAAGGGGAGGACUCGGUGAGUGAGUGCCAUGAAUUUUCCUACCAGCUUAGAUACAGCUAG